Messenger RNA from Megalops cyprinoides (Indo-Pacific tarpon), 8094 nucleotides. It is a transcript of the gene gcn1, whose product is annotated as GCN1 activator of EIF2AK4. Bases 8 to 8023 code for a protein of 2671 amino acids. NCBI's taxonomy places the organism in Eukaryota, Metazoa, Chordata, Actinopteri, Elopiformes, Megalopidae. Gene Ontology annotation, molecular function: protein binding; protein kinase regulator activity. Gene Ontology annotation, biological process: cellular response to amino acid starvation; regulation of translation. The transcript is spliced from 58 exons. Gene Ontology annotation, cellular component: cytosol. The record is from RefSeq and is a predicted model, not a curated record.
CGGCAAGAUGGCAGCGGACACGCAGGUUUCAGAAACCUUGAAGAGAUUCGCUGUGAAGGUGACAACAGCCAGCGUGAGAGAGCGGAGAGAGGUCCUAGGAGAGCUAAAAGAAUGUGUCAGCGGCAAAGAGCUGCCAGAGCCAGCCAUCAAGGGUCUGUGCAAGCUCUUCUGUCUCACCCUUCACAGAUACAGGGAUGCGGCCUCCCGCCGGGCUGUGCUGUCCGUUAUUGGCCUCCUGGCGGAUUCUCAGCCCGUCGUCACAGCAACCAGCCUCCUACACUGCCUUCUCAAUAGCGGAGUCAUCAGCAAGAGUGGGUUACCCAGUAAGAGUACAGGGGCCGCUGCAUCCAUGGCCAUGUCCUGGACCUGCCUCCUGGCCCGCACUGUGUUCCCCACCCCAGAGAAGAGAGAGGGACCCGUCUGGAAGAAACUGGUGGAGGUCCAGAGUCUGCUGCUGGCGGAGGUGGUGGGCGGAGCCCAACGCAAUGCCGUCAAAUCAGUCCUCAAGAACCUCAGUCAGCUGUGGAAGGAGAACCCGGGCCUGGCGGAUCAGUACAUGAGCACCCUGCUCAGUUUGGAUCAGAACCCCAGCUCACUGGCCCUGCUGGGAGUGUGUGUGGACUUCUGUACAUCGCAAAAAGACACGGCCACCAUUGAGAAACACAAGGGUGCUCUGCUGGACCUGUACCUAAAGACUGUCUUAAUGAGCAAGAGCAGACCGCACCAGCACAUCCUGGAGAGGAGCAGCUCUGUUCUGCGGCACGUCUCCCACUCCGAGUUCAAGGAGCAGCUGCUGCCCGCCCUGCAGAAGGCCAUGCUGCGCAGCCCGGAGAACUGCAUGCAGACCAUUUCCUGCCUUCUGGCCGCCGUGACCCUUGACCUCAGUCAGUAUGCCAUGGAUAUUGGGAAGGGCAUCGCCAGCCAGCUGAAGGCCAACAACCCUCAGCUGAUGGAGCAGGCUGUGCAGGCCUUGCAGAACCUGGCCCAGCAGUGCAGUGACCCGAGCGCCGUGCAGGACGUCGUCACGCACCUCUUCAACAUCCUCGGAGGUUCAGAGGGGAAACUCACAGUCUUUGCUCAGAAGAUCAGCGUCCUGUCAGGGAUUGGCAGCUGCAGUCACCAUGCUGUGUCAGGAUCGUCCAGUCAGACGCUCAGCUCCGCCAUCACAGUGCUCUUCAUCCCUUACCUGCAGCAGGAAGUGCACGAGGGCACCCUGGUGCACGCAGUGGGAGUCCUGUCCCAGUGGAGCGGGCGGCUCACUGUGGAGGUCCCUCGGCCCCUGCUGGACUGGCUGAAGAAGGCCUUCACCCUGAAGAUAUCCACCUCGCCUGUGCGCCACGCCUACCUCCAGGCCAUGCUGGGGGCCUUCAGAGGUGACACUCUGGCACAGGCUGGCGAGCUCGUGCCCCUCCUCAUACAGACAGUAGAGAAGGCAGCCGCUCAGAACUCCCAGCAUGCCCUGCUCUCAGAGGGCAUGGCUGCUGCCGUGAUGCUGUGCCGGCUGUCUCUUCUGGACACGCAAACCGAGGCAAAGCUGGCUGGUUUCUGGAACCUGAUACUGGAUGAGAAGAAACCAUUAUUCACCACAGAGAAGUUCCUCUCACAGGCCAGUGAGGAAGCCCUGUGUACAGUACUGCAGCUUUGUGAGAGACUCGUCUUGGACCAUUCCCAUAGGCUCACCAACUCCAAGUCCCAGAUGUAUCACCAUGCCGUGGUGGUGGUGCUGCUGUCGCGGAGUUGGCGGGUCCGCAAACAGGCCCAGCUCACCGUCAAAAAACUGCUCUCUUCCCUGGGCGGCUCGAGCCUAGCCCUCGGCCUUCUGGGAGAGCUGCGGGUCGUCAUCAACACGCAUAAGGUGUUACCCCCAGAGCUGCUGCUGUCCGAGUCGGGGGAACUGACAGACCUGGGCCGCUCCUACACUCCCCCCCGCAUCCUGAAGGAGGCGCUGUGUGUCAUCUGCUCCGUGGCGGGCCAGCAGAACGACCCAGCCGAAGCCGAGCGCCUGGCCACCGAGGUCCUCAUUGUGGCCCACCAUCCCUCCAUAGAAGCUGCUCGUUUGGGGCUGUGGCCGGUCCUGCUCUCACAGAUGAACAUCAACGCCGCCGACUUCAUCGACAAACACCUGGACUCCAUAUUGCCCCGUCUGCUGGACAGCAACACUGACAACCAGCAGGCGGUGCGGAACGCGGUGGGCGCCCUGUCAGUGCUGUCCCCGGGGAAGCUGCUCCCGCGGGUGGUGGAGCACGUGACGGAGUGGCUGAGCAACCCGGCCCUGCAGCAGGUCACCCGCGAGGAGUACGCCAUCAUGCACACACCAGAGGGGGAGCUCUACGACAAGAGCAUCAUCCAGAGCGCUCAGCAGGAGAGCGCCAAGAUCGGCAACCUGAAGAGGGAGAACAAGGCCUACUCCUUCAAGGAGCAGAUCAUCGAGCUGGAGCUGCAGCAGGAGAUCAAGAAGAAGAAGGGCAUUAAAGAGGAGGUGCAGCUGACCAGCAAGCAGAAGGAGCUGAUGCAGAACCAGCUGGAGAAGGAGGCCGCCAUUCGCAAGAGGCUGCAGGGGCUGGACAUGGAGCUGCAGUGUGCGGUUGGCCUGUUGGAGGCGGUGUUGAGCCGGAGGCCUCUGCACCUCUCCUGGCAGCUCCCGGGGGUCCUGCAGAUCGGGAUGCCCCUCCUGCACUCGCCCCUGGCCGCCCCCCGCCUGCGCCAGCUCUUCCUGGACAUCGGGGUGUGCCUGAUGCCCCAGGAGCUGCGCCACCUGGGUGUGCUGGUGGGACAGGUGACCCUGCGCCUGCUGAAGCCGGAGUGCCCCCUGGACGAGGCGUGGGGCCAGGAGGACCUGGGCGUGGCCACCCAGCGCACCAUCCAGCUGCUGCACGCCCACACCGUCCCGCAGCGGGAGGGCAAGGCCGACGUCUCGCGCCUCUCCGCCCCAGCCUUCUCCUUCUGCUUCCCGCUGCUGCACGCCGUGCUCAGCCAGCCGCCCGGCGCCAGCGAGGAGGCAGAGAGCAUGCUGGUCCAGGCGCUGCAGGUGAUCAACGAGCACGCCCAGCUCCGCUCCCAGGCUGACAACCCCGACCUGCUGGUGGACGAGAAUGGCCCGGAACUACUUCCCCGUGUCAACAUGCUGAAGCUCCUUACUAAGGUGAUAUCCACUGGCGCCCCCCGGCUGCAGGUGCUGGCCUCUCACUGCCUGACGUCAGUGUGUGCCAGCGCGGGAGGCGGGCAGGGCUGUGCUCUGGCGGAGCAGGCCGAGAUCGACGUCCUGCUGCAGGCUCUGCUGUCCCCCUGCUUCUCUGUGCGGGACGCCGCCCUGAGGGGGCUGUUGGAGCUGGAGCUGGCCCUGCCCACAGACAGCGCAGAGGCCAGCGGGCUGAGCGUGCUGCGGAGGCUCUGGGUGGCACGUUUCGACGUGGAGGAGGAGGGCCGGGCGCUGGCCGAGAAGCUGUGGGAGUCCCUGUGCCUGGAGCUGGUGCCGGACCUCUGCUCCCUGCUGAUCGGGGACGUGACGCACCACGAGGAGGCGGUGCGCACGGCGGGGGCUGAGGCCCUGUCCAGCGCUGUCAGCCAGUACCGCGGCCAGGCGCCCGCCGUGCUCGGCCAGCUCACCGAGCUCUACCACCAGAAGCUCUACAGACCCCCUCCUGUUCUGGACGCUCUGGGACGAGUCAUUUCAGAAGCCCCGCCCGACCAAUGGGAAGCCAGGUGUGGCAUUGCCCUGGCCCUGAACAAGCUGUCGCAGUACCUGGAUGAGUCCCAGGUCACACCCCUCUUCCUGUUCUUCGUCCCCGACGCGCUGAACGACCGCCACCCCGAGGUGCGGCGCUGCAUGCUGGACGCUGCGCUGUCCGCCCUCAACACCCACGGCAAGGACAACGUGAGCUCCCUGCUGCCGGUGUUUGAGGAGUUCCUGAAGAACGCGCCGCAGGACGCCAGCUACGACUCCGUCCGCCAGAGCGUGGUCAUUCUCAUGGGCUCGCUGGCCAAGCACCUGGACAAGAGCGACCCCAAGGUCAAGCCCAUCGUGGGCAAGCUCAUCGCCGCCCUGUCCACACCCUCUCAGCAGGUGCAGGAGUCCGUGGCCAGCUGCCUGCCCCCGCUGGUGCCGGCCAUUAAGGAGGACGCGGGGGGCAUGGUGCAGAACCUGCUGCUGCUGCUGCUGGAGAGCGACAAGUACGCCGAGCGCAAGGGCGCCGCGUACGGCCUGGCCGGCCUGGUGAAGGGCCUGGGCAUCCUGGCCCUCAAGCAGCAGGACAUCAUGAGCACGCUGACCGACGCCAUCCAGGACAAGAAGAACUUCCGCCGGAGAGAGGGUGCCCUCUUUGCCUUUGAGAUGCUGUGCAACAUGCUGGGGAAGCUGUUUGAGCCCUAUGUGGUCCACGUCUUACCCCACCUGCUGCUCUGCUUCGGGGACGGCAACCAGUAUGUCAGAGAGGCUGCUGACGACUGUGCCAAGGCCGUGAUGAGGAACCUCAGUGCCCACGGGGUGAAGCUGGUGCUGCCCUCUCUGCUGGUGGCUCUGGAGGAAGAAUCCUGGAGAACCAAAGCAGGCUCGGUGGAGCUCCUGGGGGCCAUGGCGUACUGCGCCCCCAAGCAGCUGUCAUCCUGCCUGCCCAGCAUCGUCCCCAAGCUGACCGAGGUGCUGACCGACUCCCACGUCAAGGUGCAGAAGGCUGGCCAGCAGGCCCUGCGGCAGAUCGGCUCCGUCAUCCGCAACCCGGAGAUCCUGGCCAUUACCCCCAUCCUGCUGGACGCCCUCACCGACCCGUCCCGCAAGACGCACCACUGCCUCCAGACGCUGCUGGACACCAAGUUCGUGCACUUCAUCGACGCCCCUUCCCUGGCCCUCAUCAUGCCCAUCGUCCAGCGCGCCUUCCAGGACCGCUCCACCGACACCCGCAAGAUGGCCGCCCAGAUCAUCGGCAACAUGUACUCGCUCACCGACCAGAAGGACCUGUCUCCCUACCUGCCCAGUGUCAUCCCAGGACUCAAAGCCUCCCUGCUGGACCCUGUGCCUGAGGUGCGCACAGUAUCUGCUAAAGCCCUGGGCGCCAUGGUGAAGGGAAUGGGUGAGUCGUGCUUCGAGGACCUGCUGCCCUGGCUGAUGGAGACCCUCGCCUCCGAGCAGAGCUCUGUGGAUCGUUCCGGCGCUGCUCAAGGCUUGGCCGAGGUGAUGGCGGGGCUCGGGGUGGAGAAGCUGGAGAAGCUGAUGCCGGACGUGGUGCAGACGGCCAGCAAAGUGGACAUCGCCUCCCACGUGCGAGACGGCUACAUCAUGAUGUUCAUCUACCUGCCCCUCACCUUCGGGGACAAGUUCACCCCCUAUGUGGGCCCGAUCAUCCCCUGCAUUCUCAAGGCUCUGGCGGACGAGAAUGAGUAUGUUCGGGACACUGCGCUGCGAGCAGGCCAGCGCAUCAUCAGCAUGUACGCUGAGACGGCCAUCGCCCUGCUGCUGCCCGAGCUGGAGCAGGGGCUGUUCGACGACCUGUGGAGGAUCAGGUUCAGCUCGGUGCAGCUGCUGGGAGACCUGCUCUUCCACAUCUCAGGAGUGACCGGUAAGAUGACCACAGAGACGGCCUCCGAGGACGACAACUUCGGCACUGCGCAGUCCAACAAGGCCAUCAUCGGAGCCCUGGGCGCGGAACGGCGGAACCGGGUCCUGUCGGGUCUCUACAUGGGCCGCUCCGACACCCAGCUGGUGGUGCGGCAGGCCUCCCUGCACGUGUGGAAGAUCGUGGUGUCCAACACGCCCCGCACCCUCCGCGAGAUCCUGCCCACCCUCUUCACCCUUCUGUUGGGCUUCCUGGCCUCCACCUGCCCCGACAAGAGAACGAUCGCCGCGCGGACGCUGGGGGACCUGGUGCGCAAACUGGGAGAGAAGAUCCUUCCGGAAAUCAUCCCGAUCCUGGAGGAGGGGCUGCGCUCGGACAAGAGCGACGAGAGGCAGGGCGUGUGCAUCGGCCUGAGCGAGAUCAUGAAGUCCACCAGCAAGGACGCGGUGCUGGUGUUCUCGGAGUCUCUGGUGCCCACGGUUCGGAAGGCCCUGUGCGAUCCGCUGGAGGAGGUGCGGGAGGCAGCCGCCAAAACGUUCGAGCAGCUGCACGCCACCAUCGGCCACCAGGCGCUGGACGAUAUCCUGCCUGCCCUGCUCCGACAGCUGGAGGAUGAGGAGACCGCAGAGUUUGCGCUGGAUGGCCUGAAGCAGGUGAUGGCGGUGAAGAGCCGGUCUGUGCUGCCUUACCUGGUGCCCAAGCUGACGGCCCCGCCCGUGAACACCCGCGUCCUGGCCUUCCUGUCUGCGGUGGCGGGAGACGCCCUGACGCGCCACCUGGGUGUCAUUCUGCCCGCCCUCCUGUCCUCGCUGAAGGACAAGCUUGGCACCGAGGAGGGACAGCAGGAGCUGUGCAGCUGCCAGACGGUCAUCCUGGCGGUGGACGACGAGGCCGGCCAGCGCAUCAUCAUCGAGGACCUGCUGGAGGCCACGCGGGGACCGGACGCCGGGCUGAGGCAGGCCUCUGUCACCAUGCUGAACGCCUACUUCGCCCGCACCCGGCUGGACUACAGCGCCCACACCCGCACGCUGCUCUCCGGCCUCAUCCGGCUGCUCAACGACCCCAACCCCGAGGUGCUGCUCCAGAGCUGGGACACCAUCAACUCCAUCACCAAGAAGCUGGAUGCAGGCAGCCAGCUGGCCCUGAUCGACGACCUGCACAGAGACAUCCGCUCAGCCGGCGCCGAGGCCAAGGGACAGCACCUGCCCGGCUUCUGCCUGCCCAAAAAGGGCGUGACCUGCAUCCUGCCGGUGCUCAGAGAGGGCGUGCUGACCGGCAGCCCCGAGCAGAAGGAGGAGGCGGCACGGGCCCUGGGAGGGGUCAUCCGCCUCACCUCGCCCGAGGCCCUCAGGCCCUCUGUGGUCAACAUCACCGGGCCCCUCAUCCGUAUCCUGGGAGACCGAUUCUCCUGGACCGUCAAGACCGCCCUGCUGGAGACACUCACCCUGCUGCUGGCUAAGGUGGGCAUCGCCCUGAAGCCCUUCCUGCCGCAGCUCCAGACCACCUUCCUGAAGGCUCUGCAGGACUCCAGCCGGGCGGUGCGGCUGCGGGCGGCCGAGGCCCUGGGCCAGCUGGUGUCCAUCCACAGCAAGGUCGACCCGCUCUUCAGCGAGCAGCUGUCCGCCAUUCGCAACGCCGAGGACUCCGGGGUCAGGGAGACCAUGCUGCAGGCUUUGCGGUUUGUCAUCCAGGGCGCAGGGUCAAAGGUCGAUCCAGCCAUCCGCAAGAACAUCACCACCACGUUGCUCGGCAUGCUGGGACACGAUGAGGACGCCACACGCAUGUCCUCGGCUGGCUGUGUCGGGGAGCUGUGUGCCUUCCUGUCUGAGGAGGAGCUGAGGAGUGUAUUACUGCAGCAUACCCUGGCGGACAUGUCGGGUGUGGACUGGAUGGUGCGGCACGGCCGCAGCCUGGCCCUGGCCAUCGCGGUGAAGGCGGCACCGGGGCAGCUGUGUGGGGAGGAGUACGGCGCCGCCGUACUGGACGCUGUCCUGGCCAGUGCCACCGCCGACCGGAUCCCCAUUGCUACCAGUGGGAUCAGAGCCAUGGGGUACCUCAUGAAGCACCAGCUGAACAGCGAGGGAGGGGCCGGCGUGUCCCCCCGGAUCAUCUCACAGUUCGCCAAGUGUCUGCAGAACCAGUCGAGCGACAUCCGGCUGGUGACGGAGCGGGUGCUGUGGUGGGUGUGCAGGGACCCGGCCACACCCGCGCUGGACCCCAGCCUCGUCAAGCCGCUGCUGAAGAGCCUGCUGGACAACACCAAGGACAAGAACACCAGCGUGCGGGCGCAGAGCGAGCACACCAUCGUCAGCCUGCUGAGGCUGCGGCAGGGGGACGAGCUACUGCAGAGCGUCAGCGCCAUUCUGGACUCCGCCAGCAACGACCUGCUGUCCGAGUGCAGCCGCCGCUCCCUGAAAAAGAUCUGCAGCUUGCCGGACUCGAACGAGGAGAUCGACGACACCAUCCUCACGUGAUUGGCUGGACUGACCCAUGUGCCCCUCCCCUCCCCCCACCCUCUCGCUCAUAUACACAAACACACACACAC